GGCUCUCCAUCUGCCUGGCUCCCUGGGACCCGGUCCCCAGCCUCAGGAUGGCGUCCUCCCUGCUCGAGGAGGAAGCUCACUAUGGCUCCAGCCCCCUGGCCAUGCUGACCGCGGCAUGCAGCAAGUUCGGCGGCUCCAGCCCUCUGCGGGACUCAACCACGCUGAGCAAAACAGGCGCCAAGAAGGCCUACCCCGUGGGCAGUGACCUCUCGGCCCCCAAAGCCAUGGGCGAUGCCUACCCAGCCCCCUUCGCGAGCACCAACGGGCUGCUCGCCCCCGCAGGGAGCCCUCCGGCGCCCGCCUCUGGCUAUGCCAACGACUACCCUCCCUUUCCCCACUCAUUCCCCGGGCCCGCGGGCACCCAGGACCCCGGGCUGCUCGUGCCGAAAGGGCACAGUUCUUCCGACUGCCUGCCCAGCGUCUACACGUCUCUGGACAUGACACACCCCUACGGCUCCUGGUACAAGGCGGGCAUCCACGCAGGGCUCUCGCCGGGCCCAGGGAACGCCCCUGCCCCCUGGUGGGAUAUGCAUCCCGGGGGCAACUGGCUAGGAGGCGGGCAGGGCCAGGGCGAGGGGCUGCAGGGCGCGCUGCCCGCCGGCCCUGCCCAGCCGCCGCUCAACCCCCAGCUGCCCACCUACCCCUCCGACUUCCCCCCGCUGAACCCGGCCCCCUACCCGGCUCCGCACCUCCUGCAGCCUGGUCCCCAGCAUGUGCUGCCCCAAGAUGUCUACAAGCCCAAGGCCAUGGGCAACAGCGGGCAGCUGGAGGCGGGCGGCGGAGCCAAGCCCUCGCGGGGCGCGGGCAGCGGGGGCAGCGGGGGCUUCGGGGGCAGCGGGGCCGGGCGCUCGUCCUGCGACUGCCCCAACUGCCAGGAGCUCGAGCGCUUGGGGGCGGCGGCCGCGGGGCUGCGGAAGAAGCCCAUCCACAGCUGCCACAUCCCCGGCUGCGGCAAGGUCUACGGCAAGGCCUCGCACCUCAAGGCCCACCUGCGCUGGCACACGGGCGAGAGGCCCUUCGUCUGCAACUGGCUCUUCUGCGGCAAGAGGUUCACCCGCUCCGACGAGCUGGAGCGCCACGUCCGCACCCACACCCGGGAGAAGAAGUUCACCUGCCUGCUCUGCUCCAAGCGCUUCACCCGCAGCGACCACCUGAGCAAGCACCAGCGCACCCACGGCGAGCCGGGCCCCGGCCCGCCGCCGGCCAGCGGCCCCAAGGAGCUGGGCGAGGCCCGCGGCGCCGGGGAGGAGGAGGCCGGCCAGACGCCCCGGGCCUCCGCCUCACCGGCCCCUCCCGAGAAGGCCCCGGGGGGCAGCCCGGAGCAGAGCAACCUGCUGGAGAUCUGA
Molecule: messenger RNA, 1346 nt
Organism: Sorex fumeus (smoky shrew)
Lineage: Eukaryota; Metazoa; Chordata; Mammalia; Eulipotyphla; Soricidae
Gene: SP7
Product: Sp7 transcription factor
Exons: 2
Coding region: 48-1346 (432 amino acids)
Biological process (GO): regulation of transcription by RNA polymerase II
Molecular function (GO): RNA polymerase II cis-regulatory region sequence-specific DNA binding; DNA-binding transcription factor activity, RNA polymerase II-specific
Source: RefSeq, a predicted model, not a curated record